Pseudophryne corroboree (corroboree frog) is the source of this 4186-nucleotide messenger RNA. RefSeq names its product zinc finger CCHC-type containing 14 (gene ZCCHC14). The transcript has 14 exons. NCBI's taxonomy places the organism in Eukaryota, Metazoa, Chordata, Amphibia, Anura, Myobatrachidae. Bases 272 to 3658 code for a protein of 1128 amino acids. The record is from RefSeq and is a predicted model, not a curated record. Gene Ontology annotation, molecular function: phosphatidylinositol binding; zinc ion binding; protein binding.
GGCAGCUGUGGUAACAGUACAGUGCCCGGGGGCAGCAUUGUCUGCAGUGUGGCGCAGGGGGCAGUGUGUCUACUGUACGAAGUGUUUGGGGCACCUGUGUCUACAGCAUGGGGGGCGACGUGGGCAGUAUGGGGUAAGCUAUGUAUACAGCAUGGGGGGUGCUAGCAGGGCCAGCUCUACCAUUAUACAGCUUUAGGCGGCUGCCUAGGGGCACCAGCCACUGCAGGGCACCACUGAAUUCAUCUAGCUAAAAAUUGAAGGAUGUCUCUGAAUGCAGGCGGCGGCAGCUGCUGCUGAGCGGCCCGGAAGAUGCUGCAGGAGGUGGCUCGGUCUGCCCGGCCCGGGCCUCGCUGAGAGACCUCCGGAGGGAGGGAGGAGUGGAGGAGGCGGGCAGAGCCAGGCCGGGAGGCGGUGUCUACGUGUAUCCCAGCAGCAGCAGCAGGAGGCAGCGGGGAUCUGCCGGGUGUGUCCCGUUAUCUCCCCCCGGGGCACCAUGGUGGAGAAGCAGCGCUGCCCCCUGCAGAGGGACGGCGUGUACCGCUGGUUCUCCGAGCUCACCUCCUCCCAGCGCAUCGAGUUCCUGUGCGGCCUGCUGGACCUGUGCAUCCCGCUGGAGCUGCGCUUCCUGGGCUCCUGCCUGGAGGACCUGGCCCGCAAGGACUACCACUCGCUGCGGGACUCCGAGAUCAAGGCCAACAACCCGGCCGACCUGGCCAGCCUCACCAACCUGACGGACGAGGUGGUGCGGAGCAAGCUGCUGCUGUCACUGGCCCUGCUGGCUUCCGAUAACCGGGAGGCGGCGGGCGUCCUGUGCCGGACCCUCACCCACAUCGACUCCAUCAUCAACAACCUGGGCCUCCAGCUGAACGACGGGCGCACCGGGGACGAGUUCCUGCUGCUCUUCACCAUGGCCACCAUCCACCCGGCAUUCAGCUUCCACCAGAAGCAGCUGCUGAGGAAGGAGCUGUCCCACAUCCAAGGCCGGCACCCCAGCAGCAGCAGCCACAGCCAGGGCUGCUGCCCCUCCAAGCUGACUCCAAGAACAGAGAACCCUAUAAGCAGCGUCGGUAACAGCUUAGCAAAUGCACUACACAUAUCAGCACAUUCCAUAGAAGAUUCGUUACCCAAGCGGCCUUCCGGAAAGCACUCCAAAGUGAAUGUUGAAAAAAUUGAAAUAAAAGUGUUGACGCACAAGAAGGAGAAGAAUGCAGACUGCUGUUUUGAGGUAAUUUGGUCUGAUUCCUCUGUGUCCUUAAUAACGAAGUCUUCUGCCGAAGUUACAGAGCUAAUUUCUAAGCUCUCCCAUCUGUUCUCAGACGAUUUUGAGAAAUGCAUUCCUUACCGUGGAGGCGUGGACUCCUAUUCCAUGGAUAGGAACCAUGUGGACCUUGAUUUAGAUCUCCGAUGUUUGGCGUCUCUGCCCCCGCAAGUAUUAAAGAGUGACCUUAUCAAGAAGUUCUUCAGCAAUUCAACAAACCAUCAACAGCAUCAGAACUUGAGCCUUGGCAAUCCAUGCCAUGUUAAAGUAAACACUCCCGUGGGCCCAUCUAUAAGGCCAAUAUGUGGUGUGGCCGGUAUCCAGUCUUCCCACAAUAACAUGGUAUUGCACCACAGUGGGGCAACGAUGACAAUGUCCCCAUGUUCCAGUUCAUCCUCAAUAACAUAUCGGCCCCAAGUGGAGGCCAACUCCUCUGCUGUCAUCUCCUCCAGCGUGCCAAGCCCACAGACCCAAGAGCAGCAGGACAUACUGGAAUGGCUCCGGAAAUUACGCCUUCACAAAUACUACGCAGUAUUCAGUCAGCUGUCCAUGAAAAAGUUUUUGAGUCUCACCGAGGAAGAUUUGAAUAAAUUCGAAUCACUAACAAUGGGAGCGAAGAAGAAGCUGAAGACUCAGCUGGAACUGGAGAAAGAGAAGUCUGAGAAAAGGUGUCUGAACCCAACACCAUGUACGUUCACUAGUGGCGGCGUUGCCAGAGUUCCCCCUACUAGUCAUGUGGGUCCUGUCCAAAAUGUACACUGCAACCACGCUACAGAACUGUGUGUAGCUGUAGAACCCAGAUCUUCUCAGAUGCCUCAAGAAGGCAGCUCGAUGUCCGAGUACUCCAGCUCCCCCUCCAGUCCGAUGGGAAUCCAGAUGCGAGAAGAGAGCUCCGAUAGUGCGGAAGAAAUGGACAGACGUCUCGGAAGACACAUGGAUUGCUCAGAGAGAGAUAAGUCUGUCUUGUUGGUGAAUCACUUCACGUCAAGUUCGGUUCGCCCAACCGCUCAGGUUUUACCUGUUCAAAAUGACAGCGGAUCUGGCCCAUCAGGCCACCACCCACUGCCCUUUCACAUCCUAGCCGGGGGACCCUCUCACAUGUCUCCAAUCCACAUGGUGAACACGUUGCACAAAUUGGACAGAACCAGUGGCGAGAUAAAGCUGCUACAGUCCUCCACACACGCACAUCUCUCUUCGGAAGAGCGGAGUAAAGCUUCGUCUGGACCCAGAGGUGGCAUUAAAAUAGAAAAAAGUUUUGGCAAUGUGCUUUUGGAUGUCAAGGCCUCAUCAAGUUCGCUACAGUCUGGUCCUGUAAUCUCUAUAAUGCCUGAUAGCGGCUCCAUGCAACAGACUGUUAGCUUUGGUGUUAGAGCCAAAGUAGGAAACUCCGUAACUGGGGAGAGGACAAUAAAGCAACCAGCGCUUAUGGUGGAGAACAGCACUCCCGCCACCAUGGCAUCCACUCCGGUCUUCCCCGUGACUCCCACACCUGUAAAACUUAUUGUGUCCUCAUCGGAUUCUUCUGUGGUCGGACAGCUGGCGUGUACUAGUGUCUCCCCGGCAAUAAUAAACCCCAGGAAUGUUCAUUAUACAGCUAAUACCAAAGUUGCCUUUUCUGCUAUGAGUGGUAUGCCUGUAACCCAACUGCCAGGCAACUUCUGUACGAACAGCAAUGCUUCUUCCAGUAACCACGCCUCUACAUCCUAUACCAAUGUGGCAAAUGGCGCGAGUUGCCCGGUGCCCAGUUCAAGCCCUACUAUCUCCCCCACCUCUGACGGCAGUUUUUACAGCUGCGGUGGUAACACGCCAACCGUGAAUAUUCAAAUUUCCAACCAGACUCCUAGCCAUCACCAUAUACACCACCACCACCAGCAGCAGCAGACAGGGUGUACGGUUUGUAGCUCAUGCGGCUGCAGUGGUAGCUGUGGGUCAGGUGGCGUGGCUGUCAAUUACGGCAACUAUUUUCAGCAUCAAUUCUCCGCACCCUCAAUGUUCCCAUUUUCCCUCAUGCCCUUUAGCGCAAUGUGCAAUAACGGGUACAUCAAUACCCAGCAAUACAACAACAGCGCCACGUUUCCUGUGGUCCACACACCGUACAAUAGCAGCCUGAACCCAGACGCCAUGCUCUCGGGACAGCCUAGCUUCUCUUUGCCUCCGAUGCAGAACUUUAUGACCGGCACGGCGGGGGUGUACCAGCCUCAGGGGAUCAUGGGAACCAUUAAUGGCACAGCUCACAAAAAGAGUGGGAACAUUUCAUGUUAUAAUUGUGGGGUCAGUGGCCACCGAGCUCAGGAUUGCAAGCAGCCGUCAAUGGACUUUAAUCAGCAAGGUAAAGUCUUCACAGGUACUUUCCGUCUUAAAUACGCCCCGCCACCAGACUGCUUGGACUCUGCAGAUUGACCCUCCGGACACUUUGAUUUAAAGAAGAUGUGCCCCAGUCUGAUUGGCUGGCGGCCGGUAGAUGUACGUCACGUAUAAAGGUGCUUUAGUUUUACCCAGGCUGAACUGACAUAGCUACAAUGUUUCUCUUUUUGCCAAACUGCUUCAAAGGAUAUCCUCUGAUUUUCCCUACAACAUGAUGAGCCUGGCCAGAGUAAACCUCAUGUUUUGUAGAUGGUAAAGAAAGACUGUUACUGACAUAGGAUUUUUUUUUUUAUAUCAAUAUAUAAACCUUAAAGGGCAGCUACAAUAAAUGUCCGGGUAAAGUUGGAGAGGUAAUUAAUCCUGAGAUUUAUGCGCUGAACGCAAAGUGCGCUACAUGACAUGAGAACUUGUCGGGAAGUAAUCACUUGGAUUCUCCGUAGAUUGCACUAGGGAAAAUGGAUCAUCAUUUCUGGAAACUUUGUAGGACUUUUAAAUGACUUUGCAUCAAAAACAUUGGCUAGCUCAGAAACUCUGCGGAACCGUUAUCGAGCUACGUAUUUUCCA